AUGUGGAUCGUCUGCGUAUCCCCUGGCAGCCUCCUUCUUGCGCAGCCAGAUGCUGCUGCUGUUGCUGCUGCUGCUGUUGCUGCUGCUACUGCAGAAACAAGUCCAGCAGCAGAACUUGCUGCUGCAGCAGCAGCAGCACAACACCAGCUGCAGCAGCUGCAGCAGCUCAGGUGUACAUACACCGCAGCACUUUGGGCUCACCAGGCCCUCCGCCUCUGUGCUGGUUUGGAUGUAGGGGGGGGUCCUGUUGCUUCAGCAGCAGCAGCAACAGCUGCUGCUGCUGCUGCUGCUGCUGCUGAGGAGAAACAGGGGGGCGGCAGGUCGCCAAGGAGCAGCAGCAGCAGCACGCUAAACCAGCAGCAGCAGCAGCAGCAGCAGCAGGAGGAGGAGCAGGUGUGGGCAGGUGGCUUGAAACCCUACGCGCUGCCGUUGCUGCUGCAGGAGAGAAGCAAGCAGCUGCAGCAGCUGCAGCAGCUGCAGCAGCAAACAGCAGCAGCAACAGUACCUCUACCAGAGCCAAAUAAAAAAGAAACAACAUUGCUGUUCAAGCAGCUGCAGCAAGCGGCGCAGCAGCUGCAGCUGAAAAAGCAGCAGCAGCAGCAGCAGCAGCAGCAACAGCAACAGCAGCAGCAGCAGCAGCAGCAGCAGCAGCAGCAGCAAGCGGCACUGUUUGAACAGGUGCCUAUUGAGCCUCAGGCAUUCACAGAAACUGCUGCUGCUGCUGCUGCUGCUGCUGCUGCUGAGGAGGAGGAGGCGGAGGAGUUGCAGCAGCAGCAGCAGCAGCAGGUAGAUACAGUGCAGCAGCCGCAGCAGCACAUUCUGCUGCAGCAGCAGCACCGCAGUGAUGAGGCUGCAGCACAACACGGCCUUCAAACACAACACGACAAACAGCAGCAGCAGCAGCAGCAGCAGCAACAGCAGCAGCAGCAGCAGCAUGAACAUCAGCAGGCAGCGAAUGGAUACGUUCAGCAGCAGCAAGUGCAACGGCAAGAAAAGCCUCCAGCAUCUGACGAGAAGCAGCAGCAGCAGCAGCAGCAGCAGCAGCAACAGCAGCAGCAGCAGCAGCAGCAGCAGCAGCAGGUUAACAACAACGCUCACGCCCAGUGGGCAGCAAGCUCUCCGCAGGCGGCAGAGCAGCAGCAGCAGCAGCAGCUGCAGCAACAACUGCAGCAACAGCUGCAGCAACAGCUGCAGCAACAGCUAAGGCAACAGCAACAGCUGCAGCAACUGCAGCAGCAGCAGCUGCAGCAGCAGCAGCACGAAGAGGAGAAACCGGUGGCCCAUCCGCAGGAUGCAUCCCCUGCUGUGCAGCAGCAGCAGCAGCGCCAGCAGCAGCAGCAGCAGCAGCAGCAAGGGGAUGCAGCUGACAGCUGUGCUGCUGCUGCCUCAGCAGAGGCUUCGGGGGACAGUGAGGAGCGGCAGCAACGGGAGCAGCAGGAGCAGCAGCAGCUGCAGCAGCAGAUGCAGCUGCUGCAGCAGCAGCAGCACCUGCGGCAGCUGCAGCAACAGCAGCAGCAGCAGCUGCAGCAGCUGCAGCAACAGCAGCAGCAAUUGCAGCAGCAGCAGCAGCAGCAGCAGCAAUUGCAGCAGCAGCAGCAGCAAUUGCAGCAGCAGCAGCAGCAGCAGCGACAGCAGCAGCAGCUGCAGCAGCAGCGGCAGCAGCAGCAGCAGCAGCAGCAGAACCAACAGGAAGCUCAUACUUCAGUUCACACCGCUGCGUCGCGCAGCACCCCCCGCGCAGCAGAGCAGCAGCAGCAGCAGCAUCAGCCGCAGCAGCAGCAGCAGCAGGAUCAGCAGCAGCAGCAGCAGGAGCAGCAACAGCAGCAGCAGCAGCAGCAGCAGCAGCAUGCUAGUACUCUGUAUGCAUCUCCUGCUUUUUGUGGCUAUUCUUACGGCGAUGAGCAGCAGCAGUUUCUGCUGCAGUCUGCUGCACCUGAUCCGCAGCAGCAGCUGCUGCUGCAGCACCUGCUGUCGCAGCAGCAGCACCAAGCUUUAGAUCCACAGCAGCAGCUGCUGCUGCAGCACCUGCUGUCGCAGCAGCAGCAGCAGCAGCUGCUUGAACACCAACCCCACCACCAUCAACGAGUUGCUGCAGCAGACCUGCAGCAGCAGAUUGCGCAGCAGCAAUUCGCGCUGCAGCAGCAGCAGCAACAGCAGCAGCAGCAGCAGCAGCAGCACCUGCAGCAGCAAAAGCAGCUGGCACUCCAUCAACACCAGCACGCACACCUGCUGCAGCAGCACCAAACAGCAGCAGCAGCAGCAGCAGCAAGCGGGUCUGAUGGGCAUCAACCACAGGAACGCAGACAGCAGCAGCAGCAGCUGCAGCAGCAGCAGCAGCAGCAACAGCAGCUGCAGCAGGCCGCAGUCGCUCUACGCUACGCAUCAGGUGUAUCGCCUCAGGCAGCAGCAGCAGCAGCAGCUGCUGCUGCUGCAGCAACAGCAGCAGCAGGAGCAACAACAUCUCCUGCAGCAGCAGCAGGAUCAGCUGCGAGAGCCCCAUCAGCGGCAGCAGCAACAACCCCUGCAGCAGCAGCAGCAGCAGCUGCUGCAGCAGCAGCAGCAACCCCAGCAGCAGCAGCAGCAGCAGCAGCAGCAACCCCAGCAGCAGCAGGAAACAAGCGUGAGCUGCAGCAGAAGAGCUUGCCUGAUGGCAGCAGCAGCAGCAGCCCGCGUCGCCCCCUGAAAUCUGCUCGUCGGCGUCAGCAGCAAGAAGCAGCAGCAUCAGGUGAUGCUGCUGCAGCAGCAGCAGCAGCAGCAGCAGCAGAAGCAAGAGAGCAGCAAGCAGCAGCAGCACAGGAGCUGCGGGCCCCCGGCAUCUAUUUCAACUCAAGCGACGCCACAUGGAACGUACAGUGGAAAACUGAAGACAAUAAAAGAAGAAGAAAAGCUUUCAGGUUUGCUGCUGCUGCUGUUGCUGUUGCUGCUGCUGCUGUUGCUGUUUCUGUUGCUGCUGCUGCUGAUGAUGAUGAUGCUGCUGCUGCUGCUGCUGUUGCUGCUGCUGCUGAUGAUGAUGAUGAUGUUGCUGCUGCUGCUGUUGCUGCUGAUGAUGAUGAUGAUGCUGCUGCUGCUGCUGCUGCUGUUGCUGCUGUUGCUGUUGCUGCUGCUGCUGUUGCUGCUGCUGUUGCUGCUGCUGUCUUAACCUGCGCGAGACACGGCAUGGUGGCGGCGCGGCAGCUGGCGCUGGAGUUUCGGGAUGCUCUGAACCCGUCGCAGUACGAGCAGGAGAAGCGGCAGCAGCAGCAGCUGAAGCAGCAGCAGCAGCAGCAGAAGCAGCAGCAGAAACAGCAACAGAAACAACAACUCAUGCAUAAAACACACACCAAUAAAAUACACACACAUACACAACCUUCACGUUCUCCUGCUGCUGCUGCUGUUGCUGCUGCUGCUGCUGCUGCUGAAAAGGAACACCAUAUACUGCAGCAGCAACUGUGGCAGCAACAGCAGCAACAGCAGCAGCAGCAGCAGCAGCAGGGACAGCAGCAGCAGCAGCUGAUCAUAACCCCGCUGCAGCAGCAGCAUCAGCAACAGCUGUGGCAGCAGCAGCACCAGCAGCUUGUCAUGGGGGCGCAGCAGCAGCAGCAGCACCAGCAGCACCAGCAGCAGCAGCAACAGCAGCAGCAGCAGCAGCCGCAGCAGCAGCAGCAGCAGCAGCAGCAGCAGAUGCUGCUGCCGCAGGCUACCCUGUGGGGCCUCAACCAGCAGCAAGUAGUAGAUGCAGUGUAUCCAAGUGCUGCAGCAGCAACAGCAGCAGCAGCAGCAGCAGCAGCAGCAACAGCAACAACAACAGCAGCAACAUCAGCAGCAACCGAUCCAGCAGCUGCAGCAGCAGCAGCUGCUGCUGCUGCAGGAUGGCGCGUGCCGGCGGCUGCUAACCGAAGCAGCAGCAACAACAGCAGCAGCAACACCAACAGCAGCAACAACAGCAGCAGCAGCAGCAACAGCUCUGACAGCAACACCCCGUGGGAAUCUAGCAGCGGUUUGCCUGCAGCAGCAGCAGCAGCAGCAGCAGCAAGUGCUGCUGCUGCUGCUGCUGCUGCUGUUGCUCCUGCUGACAGCAGCAACUCUGCCGCAAACGCGGCACAGUCUUAUAGGCUGCAGGUGCAGCAGCAGCAGCAGCAGCAGCAGGAGCAGCAGCAGCAGCAGGAGCAGCAGUAG
Molecule: messenger RNA, 4155 nt
Organism: Eimeria mitis
Lineage: Eukaryota; Apicomplexa; Conoidasida; Eucoccidiorida; Eimeriidae
Exons: 5
Coding region: 1-4155 (1384 amino acids)
Source: RefSeq, a predicted model, not a curated record